AUGAUAAAACUAAAGCCCAAACGUGGACAAAAAUUGGAUGUCCAUAAGAUGUCCCGUAAAGGAUAUCCGUUCAAGGACAUCCUGUGCUAUCUGGGAGCUUCGUCCGCUCAAUCAACCUGUGCCUUGGCACUGAUCAGCUUAUCCACCACUCAUUACUCAGCGCGUCUACUCAUUGACGCAGGCUCAGAACUCACCUUCGUCACGGAGAAUCUCAUUUGGCAGCUCAACAUCCCUCGUCAAUACUCAAGUAUUGUCGUCACUGGAAUUACAGGCAAGGAGUGUACUCAGACACGAGGAGUCGUGUCACUUACGUUACGCUCGACACAUUCCAACUCAAAUGCCACAGUUCAAGCUCAUGUCCUCCGGACAGUUACAUCAAUCGUACCAUAUUUCGAAGCAGAACCGGAAGAAUGGCCGCAUCUCAGAAACUUGGCAUUAGCCGAUCCAGACUGUCUCAUCCCGCGGCCUGUUGACAUCCUCAUCGGAGCAGACGCUUACGGGCAAAUCAUCAAGCCCAAUAUUAUUAGGCAUUCUCCACUCAUGCCGAUAGCGCAACUCUCCAUUUUCGGAUGGCUCGUUCUUGGACCAGUCAACAGAGAAGCAAGACGCACAUCAACGCAUCAUGCUGCUACUCAAUUCAACGAGGAUGCUCUUAAUGAGCUAUUGACGAAAUUUUGGAUUCAAGAGGAGGUGCCUACUCACGAUGUCACUCAGUUCACUCCUGACGAGCAGAGGUGCGAGAAGCACUUCAAGACUACACGACUCUCAUGCUUCUUCAGAGAGGGAUUACGCAGACGAUUCUCAAGAGAUGUGAAUUAUCAACGUCUCUAUCAACAAUUCAUGAUUGACUACGAGACACUCAACCACAUGACGAAGGCAUCAUCCAUCUCCAGUCAUCGCUCACAUUUUCACCUGCCACAUCACGGUGUUCUCAAGCCGGACAGUAUUAUAACGAAACUGCAGAUGUUCUACCAUGGAUACGUAGACAUCGUUACAUUUUCGCUAUGGACAUCACCAAAAUGGACAGAUCGAUUCAGAUUCACAAGGAUGACUGGGAGUUACAGCGGGAUACUCUGGAUGGACAAUCAGCUCAAUGAGGUGCCAUAUCAUUCAACAACGGUCACUUACGGGACGAAGGUCGCACCAUUCUCAGCCGUACGGACCUUGUUACAAUUAGCAGAAGACGAAGGACAUAGUUUCCCACUGGCUGUGCCAGCUAUCACUCACGGCAGAUAUGUCGAUGACAUAUUUGGUGGUGCAGAUACCGUGCAACAAUUACAGGAGGUUGCACCUCAACUAAGGGACCUCUGCAUGGCGGGCGGCUUUCCGCUAGCAAAAUGGCAUGCAACUCAUCUCGACAUACUCAAGACUGUCACCGACAGCCAAGACCAAGGCUUACCAAUCACCUUCGACGAUUGCGCAACCAAGGAGCUAUGGCUGCACAAGCUCCAAUGGGAUGACCCACUGACAUCCCAGCUUUCAACCCGGUGGCUCAUCCGCAGAGAAGAACUCAUAGGCUUGGCCAAGCUCUCGAUACCUAGAUGGUUCAACACUUGGAGCACCUCUUCUGUGGAACUGCAAGGCUUCUCUGACGCUUCUCAAUUAGCAAUGACUGCAGUCGUGUACAUCUCCGUUCACGACUCAACUGGAUCCACGUCUUCACUUGGGUGCUCCAAAACUAAGGUAGCACCUCUCAAGAGGCUCUCAAUCCCUCGACUUGAACUCACGACUGCUCUACUGCUCUCUCGACUCAUGCAAUACGUCAAAGCCACUUUAAACAUGGACGUAACGGCAACUCACCUGUGGACGGAAUCUCUAGUGACACUCUCAUGGAUCAGAUCUCAUGCAUCACGCUGGAAGGAUUUUGUCAGAAACAGGGUGGCUCAAAUUGAAGAACUCACUCCAGCUGCUCACUGGAGAUACAUACCUGGAACUUCCAAUUCGGCUGAUUGCGCAUCACAAGGCCUCACGACUGCUCAGCUUCAAAACCACUCACUUUGGUGGACGGGACCACCAUGGAUACUCAAUCCAGACUUAUGGCCGUCGCAACCAGCACUCUCCGAAGAGUUGAGUGCAACAGAAGUUCACCCAGGCGUUUCGCUAUUGACGGUUACGCCAAGGACUGAUUCUCAAUGGGAACUCAUCUACAGGUACUCAAGCCUCACUAAACUAUUGAGGAUUACAGCUCUCUGUUUCAGAUUCGUCUCACGGUUGAGGAAGGUCCACGACUCAUUGCCUGUUAGACACAUCUCUCCAGAGACCUUGGAGAAAGCGAGGCUCUUCUGGAUUCAGGCAGCUCAAGCAACGUACCUCUCUCACGAGCUCAAGGCGCUACAAGCAGACUCACCGUUGGCAAAGGCACACGCAUUCAACCGAUUAACUGCGUACAUCGACGCUCAAGGAGUCAUUCGCGUCGGCGGACGACUCGCUCACGCACUAUCAUCAUUGAUCAUCGCUCACGCUCAUCAACGGACUCUACAUGGAGGCACGCAGCUUACGCUGUCGCACAUCCGACAACAGUACUGGAUUCUCGGCGGAAGGGCUCCUGUCAAGUCUUACAUUCUGCGGUGUGUCACGUGUGCUCGGCAGAGGGGGAUCCGUGCUCAUCAACUGAUGGGCCAACUACCCUUCUCUCGGGUUACGCAGACACGACCGUUCACUUAUACAGGUGUGGACUACGCAGGGCCACUCACCGUCAAAACGUGGAAAGGAAGAGGUGCCAAGACCACUAAAGGCUGGAUUUACGUCUUUGUCUGCUUCUCAACUUCAGCAGUACACCUAGAGGCGGUCAGUGACUACUCAUCCGAAGGGUUCAUUGCCGCCCAUCGACGCUUCUCAUCCAGACGCGGCAUUGCUCACACCUCACAAUCAAACUGCGGCACCAAUUUCAUCGACGCGGAUACAGUUCUCAAAAGGCUGUUUAUCCAGAGCACUCAAAACCAUCAACGCAUUUCUCAACUGCUCUCGCAAGACAACACCCGAUGGGAGUUCAAUCUCCCAGCGACACCUCACAGGGGAGGAAAAUGGGAGGCCGUCGUAAAACCAAAAGUAUCACCUACGGCGCACUAUUGGAGAAGGCGUGCUCACCUUUGA
Molecule: messenger RNA, 3093 nt
Organism: Vollenhovia emeryi
Lineage: Eukaryota; Metazoa; Arthropoda; Insecta; Hymenoptera; Formicidae
Exons: 7
Coding region: 1-3093 (1030 amino acids)
Molecular function (GO): nucleic acid binding
Source: RefSeq, a predicted model, not a curated record